GGACACAAAACACACUUGUAAGUUGCAACCCUCAGCUUGCAAAGUCACUCGUACUCUCUCCCCACCAUGUCGGGGUUACGCAAAUCUGCCGGAACCCUGUUCGAUAUCAGUCAAUCUCUUCUCCGGAAUCUGUCGUUCCAUGGCUUACAUGUCCGACGAAUCCGUGGGGGUAACGCAGAGGUUCCAAACCACAAGCCUCUAAGAAUUGGUCUUCAAGAAGCUUUUUGGGUUAAGCCCACUGUUCGUAAAAAGGCCGAGGCUGCAAUGUUAGAUUACUUCUAUGGCACGAGGGGUUUGCAGUUCUUGAUUGCUGAGAGUAUGAGCAAGAAUGCUCCCGUUUUUCUUGAAAAUGUUCUGAAGAAGAUCAAUGGCAGCACUGAUGUAGCUGACGUUGCUCAAUCUAUCUCCAGAUAUUUGAGGUUUCACCCGGUAAAUGAGUUUGAGCCUUUCCUCGAGAGUUUAGGUUUUAAGCAGUCCGAAUAUUGUAAUCUGCUUCCUGCUGGUAAGAUGUUCUUGAAUGAAGAUACUUUGCUGUUAGAAAAUCACGAUGUUUUGUGUAACUACGGGAUUGGCCGCAAGAAGAUGGGGAAGAUUUAUAAGGAAGCUAUUGCAGUUUUCGGGUAUGGGACCGGGGUUUUGGCAUCCAAGAUUCAAGCUUAUGAGGAUAUGGGACUUAACAAGUCAUGUCUAUCCAAACUUAUGGUUUGUAGUCCGAGUAUCUUGAUUGGGGAUAAGAAUGUCGAGUUUGCUAAUGUUUUAGAGAUUCUGAAAUCUGUUGGGUUGGGGGACAAUUGGUUAGUGGAGAGCUUGUCGGAAAAGGAGUCAUAUGAUUGGAGCGGCGUCCAUCGGGCUCUAAACUUUCUUAGAGAUAUCGGUUUCCACGAAGAUGAGCUCUGUGGGUUAAUCAGGAAGCAUCCGAGGCUCAUUUUCGAGAGUUCAGGGAAAUGGACACUAAUGCUGGUUGGCUUUCAAACCAAACUCGGGUCAUCUAAAAGCGAGAUUCGAUCUUUCUUUCAGCAGUUGACCCGAAUUGAGGUAGAAACAUUUGUUGCAAAUCUAAGGCGUUGCUUUUUGUUUCUAAAAGAUAUUGAGAUGAAGACUGAUGACAUCGGUAAGAUUUUUCGUUCUGACUCCUUGUGGCUCGGUGCCUGUAGUUUGAAGAAGACCGGUAGCUUGCUCAAUAACUUGAAUGCUGGGAAAAAACGACUUUGUGAAAUUAUCCUAGAAAACCCGGAGGAAAUGAAGAAAUGGACCCUGGGGUCAAGAAUCCAGCCUCUACCCGAUACUGGGGAGGAGAUAAAGUCGAAAAUGAUGAAGACUCGUUUUUUAUUGGACAUCGGGUAUGAAGAGAACUCGAAAGACAUGGAUAGAGCAAUCAAGAACUUCCGUGGCAGAGGGUCAGAACUCCGAGAGAGAUACGAUUUCAUCGUGAGUUUGGGUCUGAACGAGAAGGAUGUAAGGGAAAUGGUUAAAGCGUCCCCUCAGAUUCUCUGCCAAGGAUCUGAAAUCGUCAAGGCAAAGGUGGAUUACCUCGUGAACAAACUCAGGUAUCCGCUCUCAACUCUCGUGAAUUUCCCGUCGUGUCUGAAGUUUACCCUAGAGCGGAUCAAGCUCAGAUUAUCCAUGUACUCUUGGCUCAAGAACAACGGAAAGGCGGAUCACGAGCUGGCGUUAAGUACUCUUCUCGCUUGCUCGGACAGAUAUUUCGAGACACAGUACGUGACCCGACACCCGGAUGGACCUAAACAUUGGGAGGAUCUGAAGAAACAGAUCCAAUCUUGAGAAGAUGAGCAAUGCCUGGUCCUUUUCUUGUCCUGUCCAAGUUUAUCUUGCAGUAGAAAAGAAACAGGGGUUCAUUCAUGUUUCUUGGUUCUGAGAUUGUGUAUGUAUGAAGCCAGUUUCACUCAAUGUGUACUUGGUUUGAUGUCUUGGGGCAUUUUUGUAUUUGUACUUCUUUUUAGAAAUUUGGGAAAUAAUUAAGAAAAAUUUUCAGCGUU
This is a messenger RNA of Tarenaya hassleriana, 1997 nucleotides long. Its product is annotated as transcription termination factor MTEF18, mitochondrial-like. NCBI's taxonomy places the organism in Eukaryota, Viridiplantae, Streptophyta, Magnoliopsida, Brassicales, Cleomaceae. The transcript is spliced from 2 exons. The record is from RefSeq and is a predicted model, not a curated record. Gene Ontology annotation, molecular function: double-stranded DNA binding. Gene Ontology annotation, biological process: regulation of DNA-templated transcription; chloroplast organization. Gene Ontology annotation, cellular component: chloroplast. The coding region runs from base 67 to 1782 and encodes 571 amino acids.